CUCCCUCCCUCCCUCUCUCAAUGAAGGUGUGCAAAGCCACGGUGGUGCUAGUGCUAUUGUGUGCCAUCAGCCACACAGCAUUUUCGGCUGUUAGAAAUGGUCUACUACCAAAUGGGAACUUCGAGUAUGGUCCAAAACCAUCAGAAAUGAAAGGCACGUUAGUGUUAAAUCGCAAAGCAAUUCCCAAUUGGGAAAUCUCAGGCGAAGUUGAGUACAUAAAAUCAGGUCAUACACAAGGGGACAUGUUACUAGUAGUGCCCGAGGGAGCCUUUGCAGUGAGGCUUGGCAACGAGGCUUCAAUUAAGCAAAAGGUUAGGAUGAUCAAGGAUGGGUUCUACUCGCUAACGUUUAGCGCCGCGCGCACGUGCGCCCAAGAGGAGAAGCUGAAUGUGUCGGUUUCGCGAAGUUUGGAGCCAAAUGACUGGGGAAUUCUGCCAAUGCAAACCAUGUAUAGCAGCAACGGAUGGGAUUCAUAUUCAUACGGUUUCAAAGCAGAUGCUUCCCAAAUAGAGAUUAUCAUCCAUAACCCGGGCGUUGAGGAGGAUCCUGCUUGUGGCCCAGUUAUUGAUUCAGUUGCAUUGAAGCUUUUGAGCCUUCCUAAACGUACCCGAGCCAACUUGUUGAAAAAUGGGAAUUUUGAGGAAGGUCCAUACGUGUUCCCAAACGCGCCUUGGGGUGUCCUAAUCCCACCCCACAUUGACGACGCUCACAGUCCAUUACCAGGGUGGAUAAUUGACUCCCUCAAGGCAGUGAAGUACAUAGAUUCAGACCAUUUCCAUGUCCCAGAGGGAAAACGAGCCAUUGAACUUGUUGGUGGCAAAGAAAGUUCCAUAGCACAAAUAGUCCGCACAGAACCAGGCAAGGAAUAUGUCCUCACCUUUGCUGUAGGAGACGCUAAGAACUCUUGUGUGGGCAGUUUGGGGAUAGAGGCUUUCGCAGGAAACGGCACAACCAAAGUUGUUUAUGUAUCCACGGGCAGCGGAGGCUUCAAACGUGCGAAGCUUCGGUUUAAGGCGACACAAUGGCGCACACGAGUCAUGUUCUUCAGCACGUUUUACACCAUGACCAGUGACAAUUCUGGUACUCUCUGUGGACCUACGUUGGACGAUGUGAAGUUGAUCAGCGUUCGCACUCCUCCGCGAACACGACGUGCUUAAGCAAUGAACAAAAGAAAAAAUUGUGUUUGAUUAUCCUUUUAGCUUUUACUACAUACUUGUAGUUUGUUGUAAUAGAAGCAAGCUGAGAUCAUGCGUAAUGUGAGUCUUUUUUACG
Messenger RNA from Morus notabilis, 1272 nucleotides. RefSeq lists its product as uncharacterized. The transcript is spliced from 3 exons. The record is from RefSeq and is a predicted model, not a curated record. NCBI's taxonomy places the organism in Eukaryota, Viridiplantae, Streptophyta, Magnoliopsida, Rosales, Moraceae. The coding region runs from base 21 to 1157 and encodes 378 amino acids.